Pseudoliparis swirei is the source of this 7659-nucleotide messenger RNA. RefSeq names its product E3 ubiquitin-protein ligase HECW1. The coding region runs from base 59 to 4954 and encodes 1631 amino acids. Gene Ontology annotation, biological process: regulation of dendrite morphogenesis. Gene Ontology annotation, molecular function: protein binding; ubiquitin-protein transferase activity. Lineage: Eukaryota; Metazoa; Chordata; Actinopteri; Perciformes; Liparidae. The transcript is spliced from 29 exons. The record is from RefSeq and is a predicted model, not a curated record.
CGAAAAUGGAGCUCGGUGGGAAUUAGCUUCGAGUCCCCGCCGCUAACCGUUUGGAGAAAUGAUCCACCGGCAGCUCGUUUUAUCCCAGAACUUGUACCAGAGUCGGUUCCUGGGCCUGGCGGCCAUGGCGUCCCCGACCCGCAGCAGCCAGAACCGCCAGCGCUGCAAGGACGCGGUCCGCCACAGCUACGGCCCGGACAGCUACGCCGCCGCCGCCGUCGACCAGCAGGACUUCACGCUGGGGCUGCCGCGGUCCACCAGCGACGCCGACCUGGUCUCCCCGGACGCUCGCUCCACCCUCGCCCUCAGCUCCUCCCACUACACCGUCGGCCAGUCGGAAGACCUGGUGGUCACGUGGGACAUCAAGGAGGAAGUGGACGCCGGGGACUGGAUCGGCAUGUACCUCGUCGAUGAGGCGUUGUCUGAGAACUUCCUGGACUACAAGAACCGAGGCAUCAACGGAUCCCACCGGGGGCAGAUCGUCUGGAAGAUCGACUCCGGCUCCAACUUCAGGGACUCGGAGACCCGGGUGUGCUUCAGGUACUACCACGGCGUCACCGGAGCUCUGAGGGCCACCACGCCCAGCAUCACCAUCAAGAAGAGCCCGGCUCAUGUUUUGAAGCCGGUGGUCAGUCCUGAGGUGAACCAUGGGUUGGGCAACCGGAGGCUCAUCAACUUCUCCUUGUCAGACCUGCAGGCCGUGGGCCUGAAGAAGGGCAUGUUCUUCAACCCCGACCCCUACCUGAAGCUCUCCAUCCAGCCCGGCAAGCACAGCAUCUUCCCCUCACUGCAGCACCACGGCCAGGAGGACCGCUCUGGGGUGGUGAGCAACACGGUGAACCCCCAGUGGAGCACGGAGAGGUUCUCCUUCGUGUCUCUGCCCACGGACGUCCUGGAGAUCGAGGUGAAGGACAAGUUCGCCAAGAGUCGGCCGAUCAUCAAGCGUUUCCUCGGGAAGCUCGCCGUCCCCGUGCAGAGGCUGCUGGAGAAGCACGCCAUCGGGGAUCGGGUGGUGAGCUACUCUCUGGCCCGCCGGCUGCCCACGGACCACGUCUGCGGUCAUCUGCAGUUCCGCUUCGAGCUGACGACCUCCAUUCACCCAGAUGACGAGGAGAUCUCCCUGGUGAUGGAGGCAGCCGGUCCUGAGGCGGGCGACGCCGCCGCCGACAGCCACGCCCACGCCGCCGACGCACACGACGACGACACGCUGAGCGUGGGACCCGACAUGCCCGACCUCCCCCUGGACGCCCCCCACGACCCCGAGACCUCGCCGCCGCCGACGGACACCCCCCGACCGGAGGAGGAGGAGGAGCCACUUCCUGCCGAGACGGCGGAGCGAGAAGCUGUUGCGGAGGAGGAAGAUGGGAGCACAGUGAGGGAGGAGCCACAGGUGGAACGGGAGGAGGAGGAGGAGGCGGCGGCGGCGGCCCCGGGUGAACAGCAGGAGGAGAGCGGUGGAGAUGGGGGAGGAGGGGAGGAGGAGGAGCCACAAGCUGAGGAGGAGGCGGCAGUAGAAGAAGAAGAGGAGACGCAGCCAAAGCCAGAUUCCGACAUUCCCGCCGAGCUCUGUGAAGGGGCCCCCCCGCAGGAGGUGCCGGAGGCAGAGGGCGGAGGCGGCGGUGGCGGCGUCCCCUCCUGCGCCUGCCAGUCCCUCUUCGUGAACUACAACUCCCACGCCGCUGCCCCCCCGCCCGCCCGCCGCAAGAACCGCCCCUGCUCGCUGCCGGUGUCGGAGCUGGAGACGGUGAUCGCGUCGGCCUGUGGCGAGCCGGAGACGCCGCGGUCCCACUACAUCCGGAUCCACCACCUCCUCCACAGCCUCCCCUCGGCCCAGCACCGCAGCCUGAGCCAGGAGGAGGAGCCCGAGAGCGGCGAGGGAGAGAACACCACCCCCACGUCGCCCACGCUGAAAACCUCCAAAGAGGAGGAGGGGCAGGAGGAGGAGGAGGACGACGACACAACACACUCCCCCUCGCAGGUCCCAGAGUGUCCGGGUCCGUGCUGCCGCCGCUCGCUACCGCGCAGCCUCUCCAUCGAGCGUCUCUCUGAGCUCAACCAGCUCCUGGAGGGCGAUGGAGAUGGAGGAGGAGGAGGAGGAGGAGGAGGACACACAGCCGUCAGGAGGAUCUCCCCCUCCUGCCUGGAGAGCGAGGAGGGCGAUUCCAGCAACGGAGGAGGAGGCGGGAGGAGGGUCGGCGGCAGCACCCACAGGCACCCGGGCGAGACCGAGUGCGAGUUCUGCGACACCUCAUGCUACAGCACCUCCUGCUACAGCACCUCCUGCUACAGCACCUCCUGCUACAGCAACUCGGGCUACGAGGGGAGGGGCCGCUUCUGCAGCCACACCCGCCUCUCCUCGGUGGACAGCAACCGGCUGUCGGGCAGCACCGUGUUCUCCUCCCAGGACGAGGACGAGGAGGAGGAGAGCGCCUUCGAGUCGGCGCCGGAUGCCGCCGGGCGCCGGGCGCCGGAGGGCCAGGAGGAGGAGGUGGGCGGGGCCGGAGGAGAGAGGAGGGCGGGGCGGUUGAAGGAGGCCGGGAGCGGAGAGGAGGCAGAGCCGGCCGUGGCGGGGCCCAGCGAUGGGAACACCGGCUCCUCCCCUCCUGGCGGCCACCCUCCGGUGCUGCGGCCCAGCCAUGACCUAAACCAUUUUCCUGCCGCCACUGACCAAGCCUUACCUCCAGACUGGGAAGCUCGCAUCGACAGCCACGGCCGAGUCUUCUACGUGGACCACGUGAACCGGACCACCACCUGGCAGAGGCCGGUCCACAGCGGCAAGUGCAGCCACAGCAUCCCGCGGUCCGGCUCCACGCAGCAGAUGGAGCAGCUCAACAGGAGGUACGAGAACAUCCAGAGGACCAUGGCCAGGGAGGACGAGGGGGGGGGCGGCAGCCCCCGCCUGGAGCGCAGCAGCAGCACGGACACCGAGUGUGACGCUCCCCCGACAGGCCCCGCCUCCCCCGUCAACCACCAGAAGAUCAGCCAUCUCCUCCAGUCGCCCGCCGUCAAGUUCAUCACACACCCAGAGUUCUUCACCGUACUGCACAGUAACUAUGCCGCCUACCGGAUGUUCACCAGCAGCAGCUGUGUGAAGCACAUGAUCCUGAAGGUGCGGCGCGACGCCAGGAACUUUGAGCGCUACCAACACAACCGGGACCUGGUGGUGUUCCUGAACCGGUUCACGGACCCCCAGCUGGAGCUGCCCCGGGGCUGGGAGAUCAAGACCGACCCCCAGGGCAAGUCCUUCUUCGUGGACCACAACAGUCGAGCCACGACCUUCAUCGACCCCCGCAUCCCGCUGCAGAACGGCCGUCUGCCCGGCCACCUCGCUCACCGGCAGCACCUGCAGAGGCUACGCAGCUACAGCGCCGGGGAGGCCUCGGACGUGUCCAGGAGUCGGGGCGCUUCUCUGAUGACGAGGCCCGGCAACAGCCUGGUGGCCGCCAUACGCAGCCAGCACAACGGCUCACUGGGCGCUCCAUCCUACAACGAUAAGAUCGUGGCAUUCCUCCGACAGCCCAACGUGUUCGACAUGCUGCAGGACAGACAGCCGAGCCUCAGCAGGAACCACCCACUGAGGGAGAAGAUCCACUACCUGCAGACAGAAGGUACUCAGGGGGUGGAGAAGCUGUCAUGUGACGCCGACCUCGUCAUCCUGUUGAGUCUGUUCGAGGAGGACAUCAUGUCUUACGUGCCUCCCCCCCCCGUCCACCCCGGCUUCGGCAUCUCUCCUCGCUGCUCCCCCGCCUCCUCGCCACAGAACUCUCCGGGCCUGCAGAGGGCGAGGGCUCCGGCUCCUUACCGCAGAGACUUUGAAGCCAAACUGAGAAACUUCUACAGGAAGUUGGAAGCUAAGGGCUACGGCCAGGGCCCGGGCAAGAUCAAGCUGCUGAUCAGGCGGGAACACCUGCUGGAGGGAACCUUCAACCAGGUGAUGGUGUACUCCCGCAAAGAGCUGCAGAGGAACAAACUCUACGUCAGCUUCCUGGGGGAGGAGGGGUUGGACUACAGCGGCCCGUCCAGGGAGUUCUUCUUCCUCUUGUCUCAGGAGCUGUUCAACCCGUACUACGGCCUGUUUGAAUACUCGGCCAACGACACCUACACCGUUCAGAUCAGCCCCAUGUCGGCCUUCGUUGAGAACCACCUGGAUUGGUUCCGCUUCAGUGGGCGUGUCCUCGGUCUGGCUCUGAUCCAUCAGUACCUGCUGGACGCGUUCUUCACCAGACCGUUCUACAAGGCCCUGCUGCGGCUGUCCACAGACCUGUCUGACCUGGAGUACCUGGACGAGGAGUUCCACCAGUCGCUGCAGUGGAUGAAGGACAACGACAUCACCGACAUCCUGGACCUCACCUUCACCGUCAACGAGGAGGUGUUCGGCCAGGUGACGGAGCGGGAGCUGAAGUCGGGCGGCUCCAACCUCCAGGUGACGGAGAAGAACAAGAAGGACUACAUCGAGCGCAUGGCCAGGUGGAGGGUGGAGCGGGGGGUGGUGCAGCAGACGGAGGCGCUGGUCAGAGGCUUCUACGAGGUGGUGGACUCCAGGCUGGUGUCGGUGUUCGACGCCCGAGAGCUGGAGCUGGUGAUCGCCGGCACGGUGGAGAUCGACCUCGUCGACUGGAGGAGCCACACCGAGUACCGGGGAGGUUACCAUGAGGGCCACAUCGUGAUGCGCUGGUUCUGGGCGGCCGUGGAGCGCUUCAACAACGAGCAGCGGCUCCGCCUCCUGCAGUUCGUCACGGGCACGUCCAGCGUGCCCUACGAGGGCUUCGCCGCGCUGCGCGGCUCCAACGGCCUGCGCCGCUUCUGCAUCGAGAAGUGGGGCAAAGUCACGUCGCUGCCCAGGGCUCACACCUGUUUCAACCGCCUGGACCUGCCUCCGUACCCGUCGCACACCAUGCUGUAUGAGAAGCUGCUGAUCGCGGUGGAGGAAACCAGCACCUUUGGGCUGGAGUGAGCCGCUGCAGACUGGAUCCCUCGAUGUGGGACACCGGCUGGGCAAGACAACAAGCAUCCCUCGGGGGCUCGAUGCGUCGUGAGGAGAGCGAGGUUGUACUCGACGCGUGUCGUGUGGAGAUAUGUCACCGCUGUGUGUUAGCGUCUCUCACUUAGCUACGAGGACCCAGCACUUACAGUCCAGCUAUAGCACUGUAAAUAAUAACUUUACAUACAAUCUAAUACAAGAACUAUGGCCACCGAAGACUUCUAAGUACUUCACAUGAAGGAGUUAAGUGAUACAUGAUAGUACAACAGCUAUAGUGUGCUCUUCUACAGUAAAGACCAGGAGAAACAGAACAAAUACAGAACAAAUGGAGUCAGAAAAGUAUUCGAGAUAUAGACCGAGACAAAGACAUGAACAGAAAUAAUAAUACAAACACUUCAAAGGGUCAGAAGACUCUCUACAUGUGGCUUUAAAGAAGUGGUUCAAAGUAUGAUGCAGAUUUUAAAGAAAGCUCCCUGGAUGGAUGCACACUCUGGCAGCCCUGAAGCCAAAGGAACAAGUAGGUCUGGUCUUUAAUCUGGAGAGCUACAAGGAUGAUUAUAUUUUUGGAUCAGGACCCUGGUGGGCCAGUAGGAUCCUGCCUGAGACUGGGAUCUGGCACGUAAAAACUUUAAAUAAAUGUGAUGUAGCUUGUGCCAGAAGCCAUCAUGUUCAAGGCCUCAGGGUGAUCAGAAGAACCUUACAAUCAAACCUAAAACUGGAACCAAUGUCAAAAAAAGCUUGAUUAUAGACAGUAGAUCCUUUCUGUUGGCUCCAGGCAAAGCUGCAGAACAGGAGAUAGAAGGAUGGAUUACUUGUUCUCGUCCACUUAGAAUAUGGGUUCAAGAAAUCACGGCAAAAGAUGGACGUUAAAGAAUGAUGCACUUUGCAAGGUGGUUAAGAAGACAGGCUCAAGCUGUCGGGAUCACAACGUUUUAUUGGCAGAAACAUCGAAACAUAAAAGCAAAACAAUAUACGUUUGAAGAUAGUCAAGAACGUCUCGUUCAUUAAGAAUGGAAUCGGGCCCACAUCUGAUCCCUGAGGAACAUGCUCCAUGGACCUGGACUUGGAAAGCGCUUUUCUAGUUUUCCGACCACUCAAAGCGCUUUAACACAACAUGACAUCAUUCAUACGCUGAUGGGCGGGGCUAAGGUUUCACCGACCAAUCAGCAGUAACUAACAUUGACACACAGCUAUGGGAGCGAUUUUGGGGUUAAUUGACAUCACAUAAAGAUUUCCAAGAGAUUAUAAAAAUGAUUUGCUGGGGAAAUAGGAGCUGGAGCACAGGAGGGAUCCAUCAAUGCCUAUAAUAUUCAAGCCAACCAUAUAUAUCAUCUUGUUAUACUCUCAGAUAACUCAAGCAAUUAAUUCUGUUCUUCUUCUUUCAAGCAAUGUCCAACGUCUUCUCUAGUAGAGAGACAAGAGAAGUGCUAAAAGUAUUUAUUUUGCUUGGUCUGGCACACUGGGACUGGGGAACGAAUAAUAUAGGGAGCUUCAUUAAUAAUGAACCUCUGGUUUGAUUUCGAUCGAGUCCACAGACAGAGAUUCCAGGUAGCGGGUGUGGUAUAUCCCUUUAAAUAGGUGGUUCUGAUGGGCAGGAGAGACUCAACAACCAUUACAAUAUUCUGUCCAGUUUGUAUACUCAAGAAGUAUUGGUAUCGUCCAGAAGGGCCGAUAUGGACCUGCAGCAUACCCCUCUGGUUCAGUCCAGAGUGGGCUCAGCAUCCGAGCCGAGGCCUUUGUUCUGUUACCACACAGAACUCCAACAGUCUCUCCGAGAUUUCUCGCUCUGCAAGCGGCGUCACGCCUCCUCCAUCCAAGUCGCCAUCGAUUCCAACACAAGGGCUUCUGGGAUCCCAUCCGUGGAGACCGAGGGGCGAUCUUACCGGACCAAGCAACCCAAGGAACUGGUCCUGUCUCGUGGCAAAGGGGACGAUCUGUGACUCCUUCUGGGCCAUUGCCUCCACUGAUGACCUCGUUCCCUCUGACUGUGGACCUUCACCAUCUUUGCACGGAGCAGGACUCCAGUACCUCAAACAACGAUGCAGCAUGCCGGUCUCCCGAGGACCUGGGAUCAUAGGCCCGGUCCAGUCCUCCUUCCGGUGGAUACCUGUGAUGUGCACGGGGGCCCUUGGACAAACCAGUGUCAUAUAUGCAAUAGUCAAGACCUUUACUGCGAUGUGUUCCAGUCUCCCGCGUCCUUUCAGCCAAUCCCUCGUCUCCAACUCUGGUCCAGUGACGGCCCUGUGCCCGACGCUCGGCCCGAGGGCCGCGGGACUCACGCGUUAGACCUCGAGCCGGACGAGAGGAAGGUCCUGACUCCAGAUGUUUGCCUUGGUUCUUUUUUGAAAACCCUCUGCAUGUCCUCCCAGUGGCCGUGUGCGUCAAACACAAGUCAGGUUCGUUGGAGACUCCGCCCAUUCACACGUAGCCACCUCAUGCGUCUCGGGCCGACAGCUCUCUGACAGCAAACAAGCCAAGUCUACAUGCAACCGAGGAGCAUUCGAGCUGGGUACCCAUACAUUCUAGCCAGAUGUUGAAAAGGUAUACAAGCGUUCAUCUCUAAAAGCCGUAUUUAUUAUCUGUACUCUAACUCGGUGUGAAUGUGAGGUUUGUGAUGGCCGCUGUUGGAUGAUUGAGGGGUUCUCCACUGGUCGUACACCCCAACGUGUGUUUACAGG